ACUCCGGCGGGUCAGCCGCCUUCCCAGGCCACCCAGGAGGCGGCCGAGGUCUUCCCACUAGUGCUCAUGCGCCUGGGCAGGGUUUAAAGCCAGCGCGCGCGGUCCCCUCGACGCGCAGCGCUGGUCCAGGCAGACAUCCCUGCGGCCGUGGCUGCUUCUCCUCCAGCAACACUCGCUGCCCGCCCGCCCGCCUUUCGCCUCAGCAGGGGCGGCCCAAAGAGGCGCGCUUUCUUCUUCUUUUUCGCGCCUCUCUCAAUUUCCCCGGCGCUGCGUAUUCCAAAGGGCGCGACCAUUCCACCGGUUGCGAGAACCCGAGGUAAAAUCGGUUUGCCUCCCCCCGUCGCCAUUAUCCGUUGGCGCCAAUCAGGAGCCAAGAGCGGCUGCUACCCCCCCUCACCCAAAAAGAUGGUCUCCCCCUCCGUCUCCUCCAGUGUGGGGAGGUGGGAGGGGGCGCGUGCGUGAAGAAGAGCUCCUCUGAUUAACCCUGUCGGGGCUGACUCUGUGCCUUCUCCUCCUUUUCCUAGGUGCAGCUAUGGCUCCGGUCCUGCUCUUCCUGGGUGGGUAUUUUUAACUCGUGCUGGAUCCCGGAGCUGGGUUGGGUUGGGGGUUCGGAGAGAGGCUUUCGCGCAUCAUUUUCCCUCGGGGGAGGGGGGCUCUUCACAACCAGCCCCCGUGCCUCCUCUGCUCAGCGUCAGCCUGCUUUCCCCCUCGGGACUCCCUUUGACGACCCCGCUCUCCUCUCUUGAUGGCAGGUGUCGUCUUUCUAGCCAGUCCUGCGAAGGCCGAAGAGAGCUCGGGUGAGUUAAGAAAAAAUGGGGGGGGGGGAUCCUUUCUCAGUUGCAAAUAAGUUUGCUGCGCGGGGUGCAUGAACAGGUGCAUGCGGAAGCGGUACAUGAUGCAUGCAGAAAUGUGUCUUGGGAGAUCUUGCCAUUUCCACGCGGAGAGGGACAGAGUUGCUUCACAACCUCCUUCCCCUUCAAGAAACUGUCUGUAGUCCAUCAUUAGGAUUUCCGGGAUGUAUUUUUAAGUGUCUUACUUUGCAGAGGGUUGGACUAGAUGACCCUUUCAUAGCUGUCAACUUUUCCCUUUUCUUGCGAGGAAUCCUAUUCGGAAUAAGGGGAUUUCCCUUAAAAAAAGGGAAACGUUGACAGCUAUGGACCCUUGGGGUCCUUUCCAACUCUUAUGAUUCUAUGAUUCCAUGGUUCUACACCCAGUAAAGAUGAAUUGCUAUGUAAUCCGUCAAUGCCUCUCGAUAAUCUGUAGCUUUAUUUUUCUUCAUCCUAAUUUGAUUUUCUGUUAGUGAUUGGUAAAGUACAGUGGUAUGUCUGGUUACAUACUUAAUUCGUUCCGGAGGGCUGUUCUUAACCUGAAACUGUUCUUAACCUGAAGCACCACUUUAGGUAAUGGGGCCUCCUGCUGUUGCCGCGCUGCUGGAGCACGAUUUCUGCUCUCAUCUAGAAGUAAUGUUCUUAACUCGAUGUACUAUUUCUGGAUUAGUGGAGUCUGUAACCUGAAGUGUAUGUAACCUGAAGCGUAUGUAACCUGAGGUACCACUGUACAUUCUUAUUUAAGGGCUAAAUGGCAAAGAUAGCUUAACACCCUUCCCUGUUAACAUGCAUGAUCAAAUAUUUUCAUCCUGUAAGAGAAUAUAGACGAAUAUGUGGUGUGUGUGUGUGUGUAUGAAUGAAUGUUUUGAGUAAGGCAAAACUCUGUCCGUUUGCAUCUUUUUCAAAGCUAAACAUGAAUACUUACACUUUUAUAUAAAGUCAGAGUCUAAUGGGGCUGUGAUACCCUAUGGAACAGCAGGUGUAUUUAUCAACAGUUUUAAAAAGCAACUAUGGAGUCCUGAUAUCCCCUCCCUCACCCAUGGCCUUAUAGUUGUGGUAUCAGAAACUGCGUUUGGAAACUUCCCUGAUUUUCAAAAUAUAUUAGUUUCCUUGCUGGGAUAUUUGAAAGGAGAAAAGCACUCAACCUGCUGCAUGCACAGAUCUAGUGAAGAAACUAGAAGGGCAGGGCAGGCCUCAAACAGGUGCUCUGGCAAAUGAAAACAGUCUUAAGUCCAAAACAUUUCAACAUGUUGCUCCAAUUGCUUGGACUACUGCGGUCUGCUUAAACUGAAAAUCCUACACACAUUUACUGGAGAGUAAAUCUUAUGGAACUCAGUGGAACUUAUGAGUAAAUAUGCUUAUAGCUGUGCUAGUUUUCCUUCCGCUGGAAUCUUCUGUCUGAUAACAAUGAGAUGUGACUAGCCCAGUUGGUAGAGCAUGAGACGCUUAAUCACAGGGUAGUGAGUUCGAGCCCCACAUUGUGCAAAAAGAUUCCUGCAUUGCUGGGGGUUGGACUGGAUGACCCUUGUGGUCCCUUCCAACUCUACAAUUCUAUUAUUCUAUGUGUUGGACUUGUUUGUCAUAAUAAAUGUUCAUUUUUAAAGCACCUGUUUCAUUCCUUGCUUCUUCUUCUUCUUGUUUGUUGUUGUUUUACUCUCUGGUACUGCUCUUUUUUCUUCUCCUGAGCGGAACAAGUGGCAAAACUAUUGUGGUCCAGGUGUUUCAUUUGUGACUUGGAAAAAGUUAUGUUUGUGAGUCUAAAGAUGACUACUGUAGCACUCUUAGUUUAAUACCACUUCCAACAUAAAACUUCUCAGGAUAAAAAAAUUCAAUAUUACUUGUGUCUAAGGUUAAUAUGGAAAUUGCCCAUGUAUAAAUAGCAGGAGUAGAAUCUUUUUUUGACAUUUUCAUGGCAAGCAGAAAAUAAUUGUGUUCACUAUAGGCUGCCACCAAAGCCCCUGUUAAUUUGGUUUCCUAGAUGACAAUAGGAUGGAUUUCCUUGUGGAUUAUUUAGGUCAUAGCAACACACAGCAGUAACUCUGGAAAAGUUACUGGAGAGGGAUAGAGGAAGUUGUGCAUUGAGUAAAUUCUCACUUGAACCUUAUCACCAGUGAUGAAGUGUGCAAGACUAUUGAUCAAAUAAAUACAUGUUUUCAGUUAAUUAUUAUUUAUUAUUUAUCUGUCACCUUACACAAAAAAGCCUCCAAGUGACUUACGACAGGAUGAAAACCUAGAAUGUUCCAGUGUGAAUAAUAGCUGUAGAUUGUGUGAGAUAUUGAGAAGCAUCCAAUGGCAUAACUGGAUAGACUUUACAUUUAAGAACAUUUGAAUAUUUCAUGGCUGUAAGAAAUAAUAAAUAAUGGUCAAAGGUGCUUACUAUUUUGGACUCAAUGCAAAGAUUAUUGGAGCAAGGGCGAAGGGAAAAUGUGUUACACACAAUUAUAUUUCUAAGAAAUGGAAUUCUACUACUAAGAGGAACAGGAGAACCCAAGAAGCUAUGCGCCUCCGUUAAAGGGCACUAUUCAGACAAUAAAGAAAAUAAAUGGAUCCGCUGAUACUGAAGAAAUGAAAAUUCUUUUGAUUAAGGAUCAUGUUUCCAGUGAAGAAUUAAUUAAUAUCAUUAAACAGAAAUGGAGAUGAAAACAGCCAUGUGUAUUUCUAAGCUCCAUCAGCACUGGAAGGAGAACACAGAACUCUUUCCAAAAUGGUGAGUGAGGUUUUUGGUGUAUUUUUGUAAGCAAAGUAUGAGGAUUUGACCUUUGACAAUGGAAAAGCUCAUCAGUUGUAGGAGUUGGCAAACCCAUAAAGGACCUAAGCAAGAUUGUUACAAAGGUUUCUUGUACUGUAGAUAUCUGGAGAAAGCAGCUAUGUAAACUCAAGAAUGCUUUCUUUUUCCCUUUAUACAAGUAGAAUGAAGUCUAAAAAAGAGGUAGUGACUCUGGAAGAACGUAUUGGAAAAGAAAGACCAAAGGUGUCAAAAUAAGAACAAAAAGGUUGUGUAUAAUAGCAGUAGUAUCUUAAAUAUAGCUGAAAAUUAUAUUGGAAAGUUAUUUGACCUGCUGUUUGUGCCCUGACUUCCUUGGACGUUAAAAUCAAAAUAUACUUUUUGAACCUUUGUCCCAUUCGAAGUUAUUAUAAGGUUUUGGAGAGAGUACACUGCAUUGGAUCUCUGUUAGUAACAGUUGUCUGUGAUACUCCUUUUUUGCUCUGUAAGGGGAACAUAGGUAACAUAAUGCAAAUUUGAACCGUUUUUAUAUUUCUGGCAAUAACUUGAACACUAUUGUCUGAGAUAUGGCUAUGUUACAUAAUAAUAUAAGAGGAGUCUUGCUUGGUUAGCACAAAGGCCUGUCAAGUCCAGAAUUCUGAUCAGCUUCUCACAGUGGCCAGCCAGAUGCUUAUGGGAACUCCGUUCCAUUUCAGGCGUCUUUUAAUAACUGUAUUCUUCAAACAAGCCUUUCAAACCUGAGAUUCUUUGCCACUUUUGCUUCUGCUGCUUCUUUUUACACUUCUAUUGUUUUUAGGUUGCCUUGUCAUAUUUUAUAUGAGAGUGUGGUUUAGAACUAUGUAAAUAAAAUAAAUAUAAACAAAUAUCUCCACAAGGAGAACAUGAGUGCAAUAGGUCUCUCUGGGUGGCGCUGUGGGUUAAACCAUAGAGCCUAGGACUUGCCGAUCAGAAGGUCGGCGGUUCGAAUCCCUGUGAGGGGUGAGCUCCCGUUGCUCAGUCCCAGCUCCUGCCAACCUAGCAGUUCGAAAGCACGUCAAAAGUGCAAGUAGAUAAAUAGGUACCGCUCCGGUGGGAAGGUAAAUGGCGUUGCCGUGUGCUGCUCUGGUUUGCCAGAAGCAGCUUAGUCAUGCUGGCCACAUGACCCAGAAGCUGUACGCCGGCUCCCUUGGCCAAUAAAGCGAGAUAAGCGCCGCAACCCCAGAGUCGUCUGCGACUAAACCUAAUGGUCAGGGGUCCCUUUACCUUUUUAUUCAUGAUCCCCAGCAAUUGGUAUUCAGAGGAAUGCUGCCUCAGAUUCUGGAGGUAAUAUAGCCAUCAAGCUACAGGUUACUAAGGCGCUGAUAACCUUGUCCUCCUUCGAUGCCUAAUCCCCUUUUAAAGCCAUUCAGGUUGGUGGCCAUGGCUAUAAAUAUAGCAAUAAACCAUAAUAAAUCAAUCAGUGAGGUGGAGAAUAAUGAAAUGGCCAUGGAACUUAUUGACCAUUAUCUGCAACAUAGUGACUACUGUGGGCUGGAUGAAAGACCAAAAAGUUGAUUUUAACUUUGGUUUUAAUAUCCAGGAAAAUUAUAGCACAACUAUUGUAUCAAAUACCUUUUGAAAUACAAUUUUCAGCAAUAAUUGCAUAUGUAGCAGUAGGCUUUUUUGUGAUGCUCUAUACACAUCUGUGCAUUUCUAGAUGCUGCACAUCUACUUGGUGUUAUCAAAAUUAUGUGCUGAUCAUAUGUAAAGGUCACUGUAAAUAUUAUUACCAUUCAGAACUUCACAUACAACCUCAAGAGCUAGAUGCAAAUAUGCAGCCCCAGAAGCUGCAUCUUUUUACAUUGCCUCCAACCUCAGUGGAUCAAGGUGGUAAUUUACAAUUGUCUUACAAUAAAUUUUCCUGAAGCCUAUAAACAUGUUUAAAAACUUUCCUUUUCUUUUUUUUAUAGGUUCAAUAGAGAAAACGUACAUCGUUCUACAAAUACUGCAAUUCUACAGUUAACUUUUGAACACACAUAUGAGACUGCGCUGUAAUUUAUUUUUUUUAAAACUGGAAAUAAAACAGAAAUAAAUUUGUUUCUAUUAAUGAGUUAUACUAAACUGGUGUGUUUCUGUGCUGUAUGGAAGAAUGUAGAUUUUACCAUUAUUUAGUCUUGUAUCUCUUAUUUCAGUAAAAAUGCAGAAGAUUGCAAAAAAAGAGAUGACAUAACUUCUCAGUACUUUAUAAUGAAUAACCCAAUAACCAAACAUAACGAUAAACUAAUCUACCAUGGCUUAGCUAGAUUUGUGUAGACUUUUUUAAAGCACAAAAGGGAAUGGAAUGCUGGAUUUCCUUUAGUCACUUGUGAAAAUGUAGCCCCUAUAAUUUGGAUUUUUAAAGUGAUCUCCUAAAUCUAAAACUGAUUUUCCACACCAAAUUAUUGCACAAAAUAGAACAGCACUAUAGUACUAAUAUAAUUAACAUAAGCGAAAAAUUCCCAAAUGUGAAUUUACGGUAAUUAAUUCAAAACAGAAACAGAAUUGCUAAACCACAGAAGAAUGAAUGGAAAAUGAGUGCAAGAUCAUUUAUAACCCAGCCCGAUGAUUUGUUAUGCCACUACACAAUUAGCAAGACAUAUCAAAAGCCACAAAGUAAUUGAAAACAUGUCACACCACUUUGCAGUGACCUGGUGCCAAUAUCACAACCCAAAACAACACAGAUAUUCCACACAUGUAGACAAAUACAUUUCCCAUCUUUGAAUAUGAAGAGUCUUACUAGUGCACAUGGAACCAACGUUAUUCGUAGCAAGCAAGGCUAACGUGAAUUCCAGGGAGUCAGUGGAAAGUAACUGACCUGCUGCAUUUUCAAUAGUCUGCAAACACAUGGCUAAUAAAAAGGAUAUCCUGCCAAAGGCCUGUCACAGACUUUGAGAAUCCUGGCAGCAAGCAGUGCCAAAGACCCAUGGGUUUAUGUGAAGAUUAAACCAAUACAAGAUUUCGCUAAUGCCCUGCUAUGAGGUUAAAAUGACAAAUUAACAUCAAAGAGAACACCCUGGCUUCUCAUUGCAAGGGCAGGCUAGGUGAACAACAAUAAGUGUUAUUAUAUUGCAUUGCACUUCAGUGUUCUGACUUGUGAAUGCGAACUAGUCCUGAAAACAGUAAUUUGAGGUAGGUAAAAUUCAUCAAUACCUAAUGUGUCCAGUGACACACACACAAAAACUAAUGCUCUGUUUUCAAAUUCAAAGGAGGCAAAUAAUUGUUAAGCGGUAAGGAAUUGGGGAUGAUGAAACAAAAGAACUGUACUGUCAGUGCUCUGAUGGUGCAAAUGGGGCCUAUUAGACAAUAUGUUGCUGUUACAUUUAAGCUGCCCUCAAGCCAGCUGUCUGAGGAAAGAACUGUGUGGCAGGAGUCUCCUUGUCCUCCAUCUGCUUAAACAUUGCCAUGCUCUUGGAUAUGAUGUGGGGGUGAAGAGUACUUCAAAACUGCCACUGACAUCAGCCAUAAUUUUGAGAACUGUUACUUUAAGGACUUGUUCCUGAGCUUGCUUUACCCUCCUCCCUCCCACUCCUUUUUCCUUGUGUGUCAUGUCUUUUUAGAUUUCAAGCCUUAGAAAUGAUUUUUGUAAGCCACUCUUGAAAGCAUUUUGGCUAAAGGGUGAGGUUCAAAUGCCGUAAGUAAAUAAAAUAUAUGAAUUUACACUUAAUGAUGUAUUCAUAGAGGUAGGCUGGCUGCGCUGCAAUCGAAUACUGAUUUUUCUGUUAGGCUUUAUGUUUUAUAUGCCACCUCUUUAUUUUCCUCUGCAGUCUUGUCAGCUGUCUCAUGUUUUACCAGAGGACUGGAUCUCAGAAAAAAUAAUAUAGAUGUCCUCUGCCCAUCGGACUGUCCUAUAUGGCAAUUCCAAGUCUAUGGGAAUGUUGCGUAUGCCUCCCUUUCCAGCGUUUGUGGAGCUGCCGUUCACAGGUAAGCCUGAUUAUCAACAGUUCAGUGAAAAUUAGGGGUCAGUUUCCCAUGCUGUUGUUGUUACUAAUUGCAUUUCUUCCUCACCCUUCACCAUAAGGCCUCAGGGUGGGCUAUAACAUUAUAAAAACACAACUUUAAAAUCAAUUAAAAAUGGUGUUGGUUGUUGGCUAUGUAGCCUACAUAGUUCUAUUUCAGGACAUAGUCUGCAAGCACAUGACAGGUCAGCUGUGGUCAGGCCUGGAACUGAGCGAUAGAAGCUGCUUGGGAACCUGUGCAUGGCACUCCAUCAUGGAAGAAAUGAAGGAUUUAACUAUAAGAAAUAGAUGUUUCUUGUUGUUGUUGUUUAGUCGUUUAGUCGUGUCCGACUCUUCGUGACUCCAUGGACCAGAGCACACCAGGCACUCCUGUCUUCCACUGCCUCCCGCAGUUUGGUCAAACUCAUGUUCGUAGCUUUGAGAACACUGUGCAGCCAUCUUGUCAUCUGUUGUCCCCUCUCCUUGUACCCUCAAUCUUUCCCAGCAUCAGGGUCUUUUCCAGGGAGUCUUCUCUUCUCAUGAGGUGGCCAAAGUAUUGGAGCCUCAGCUUCACGAUCUGUCCUUCCAGUGAGCACUCAGGGCUGAUUUCCUUCAGAAUGGAGAGGUUUGAUCUUCUUGCAGUCCAUGGGACUCUCAAGAGUCUCCUCCAGACCAUAAUUCAAAAGCAUCAAUUCUUCGGCAAUCAGCCUUCUUUAUGGUCCAGCUCUCACUUCCAUACAUCACUACUGGGAAAACCAUGGCUUUAACUAUACGGACCUUUGUUGGCAAGGUGAUGUCUCUGCUUUUUAAGAUGCUGUCUAGGUUUGUCAUCGCUUUUCUCCAAAGAAGCAGGCGUCUUUUAAUUUCGUGACUGCUGUCACUAUCUGUAGUGAUCAUAGAGCCCAAGAAAGUAAAAUCUCUCACUGCCUCCAUUUCUUCCCCUUCUAUUUGCCAGGAGGUGAUGGGCCCAGAUGUUUCUAACAUCUAGCUUUUCUCAUACUUUAAAAAUAAUCUCGCAUUAAAUUUGUUAGCCCUGUCUAAAUGAAAAUGUUUUUGGAGAGUACAUGCAGUCAUUUUCUAGCUAUGUCCAAAUGCAGCCUCCCUAGGCUUCUCAUGGCAGGGAUGGUAGCAAUAGAAAGUGUCUCAAAAAGUAUGUGCCAGGUUCCACCUUUGAGUAUUCGUAAACUGGUUUCUCUUGGGCAGCAGUCUUUUGGAAAUUGUGCUGCUCAAGAGUGAUGGUGAAAGGUUUUUAAUGAGUUUGGAACCUGGCAAAAUGCAUUGUCUUCUAGCCAUGUACAAAUAGUCUGUGGAAUAAUGUCCACUAAUGAGUGGAUGCCAAUAGCAAGGCAUUCCUCGCUUUGGAUGCAUGUUACUGCUAUUCUUAAGAGGUGCUUCAAGAUGUUUUGCGCAACUCAGUAGAAUAAAAAAUGUGUUUGCAAAAGAGAAACUUCCAUCUUUCUUUUCCUAUGCAGCAGGCCAUGAUUGGAGCCAGUGUUCAGUCCUGGAAUUUGUUUUCUGGGAUAGGGCUCAGCCCUGGUACAUUACAGAAAUAGUUACGUUUGUGUGCAUUGCGAUUUAUGAACGCAAUAACAAUGAUAAUUAAGCUCCUUCCUCUCUGUGUGUGCAGAUGUGUGCAUGUCAAGGUGUUAGGGAGGGAUGUACCCUUUUCAUCUGAUCUCUGGACCUUAUGUCUUCAUGUCUCUUUCUUAAGCUGUUUCAGCUGGAAUAUAUUAUCCCAGUAAUAACACAGGAAUAAUAUAUCCCCCCGAUUGGGCUCAUGGGCAACCCAACGUUCUGGUUUGGAGCAGAAGUGGGAUUUGCACAUUGCUAACUGACCAGACUUUGUGCAAAUCCUCUUUUUGGAGCAGGGUGGAACUGAAAAAAUUAAGAGCAGAGGAAAUGUAUAAGCCAGUGGUAGAGAACCUCUGACCUGCAGGUCUGAUUAGACAUGUCAGGAUGCUGAGAUUGGCCCCCACAGCCCUAUUGGGUGAACUUCACCCACCUUUCCUACACCCGACAUCAUAUAACAUCAGACGUGAGAAAGUUAGAGCUGGCAAAUAACUGAAACGCUAAGAGUGUGCACCCAAUUUUUUUCUUUACGGUGGCAGUUUGAAGUUUCAAUCAUCUGAUGUCAUAUCAUAUCAGGAGAUUGACAGGUGCGUAGCCCCACUCACUUGUCAGAGUGGCUCAUGAAGAGCUGGCCAUUUCUAGAUCCAGUCCUCCAGCCAGAAGUGAUUCCAGAUGUGAUUCCCCACUAUAGAUUUAAGCAGAUAAACAUGCAUGGGCUUUACAAAAAAGCAUGUACUUUACUGAAAAGCUUCCAGUGUUGAGACCCUGCAGAUGCAUUUCAGCAGCUCAUGUUUCCUUAGCCAGCAGGAGAACAGACUUUCAGCAGUAACUACUUUGGCCAUCAGUGAAAAGACCUUGACUAUCUUCCUUGCACUUAACUAGCAGUUCUUUUCUUCAGAGAAACCAUUAGCUUCUCGCUAUUACCAGUCAUUAGCAAAGAUGGAUUCUAAAUCAGGGAUGGGAGUCUGUAACUUUCUGGAUGUUGUUGGACAACAACUCCCAUCAUGGGCCAAACUGUCUAGGGCAGGCUUCCUCAACCUCGGCCCUCCAGAUGUUUUUGGCCUACAACUCCCAUGAUCCCUAGCUAGCAGAACCAGUGGUCAGGGAUGAAGGGAAUUGUAGUCUCAAAACAUCUGGAGGGCCGAGGUUGAGGAAGCCUGGUUUAGGGCAGUUGGGAAUUGAAAUCCAACAGCAUCUGGAUCACAGGUUCAUUACCCCCAUUCUAUUAAACAAACAAACAAAUGUUUUUCCCUGUCCCCUAUCCCCAUAUUCAUAGCAUAAUUCCAAGCUGCCAUGUGAUACUUUCCCAUGUUAUCAUGGGACUGUUUUGUAUCCGUAAUAGGCUUCUGGGCUAUUCUCCCAUUUUCAGGUUUUCUGCAAUUUGGCCUGUUAAAUCCUUCCUAGCUUAUAAGAAUUAGCUGCCAUGACAGGAUUUUUCUCUCUUCCCAUCCCUAGAGGGCAGCAUUCUUGACUCUAUAAUUUCCUGAGGGUUAUCUACAGACACAUAUUUUUCAUUCAGAAAAAAGAACUAACCUGGAUAAGUUUCGGCACUUAUGCUGCCCUUAUGUGGCCUGAAAAGCCAUAGAAGGGGCUAUGCUUAUGGAGCUGGGAAGCCAGCUCCCUCUUUGCACAACAGAAAUAAAUCAUUUCCAAUGAUGCACAUCUUAGCUGUAAAUUCCAAAGAUUUAAAACUUUCCAAAAAGACUAAAACACUCACUACAUCAUCUUAGAUUCUUUUCUAGGAAUGUAUGAUAUCAGGCGUAUGACCAAGAGAAGAACUGUGGUUUUGUUGCUCUUUAAAGAGACAGACACUAAUUAUAAUUGCAUUAUAUUUUAGGGGGAAAUCCUUUUGUUUAAUUGAGGGGGGGCAUUACCAAAGUGUAUUUUAUCUACCAACCCUCUGAGUCUUCUGACAUAGCAUAAUAAUAUGCAAGCAAGGCUAGGUGUGUGGAGCUACAAAUCAAUGGCAGAGUCCAUACAGUAAGUCCCAGCUACAGUUCCUAGACGUUAAAAGUAGCAGGGUUGAGCAAGACCCCUCCCUGGGGUCUUCAUAUAUUCAUAUAUUCAAAAGGAAUGCCUAUUUCCCAGGCCACAUAACCUCUCCCCAAGCCACAUGCCUCACCAACCAAUAAUAAUAAUAAUAGUAAUAAUAAUAGUAAUAAUUUAUAGCCGGCCCAUCUGGCUGGGUUUCCCCAGCAACUCUGGGCAGCUUCCAGCAAAAUAUUAAAAUACAAUAAUUCAUCAAAUAUUAAAAGCUUCCCUAAACAGGGCUGCAUUCAGAUGUCUUCUAAAAGUCAGAUAGUUGUUUAUUUCUUUGACAUCUAGUGGGAGGGCAUUCCAUAGGGUGGGCACCACCAGCGAGAAGGCCCUCUGCCUGGUUCCCUGUAGCUUCACUUCUCACAGUGAGGGAACCACCAGAAGGCCCUCGAUGCUGGAACUCAGUGUCUGGGCUGAAUGAUGGGGGUGGUGACUCUCCUUCAGGUAUACUUUAGCCUGGCUGGAAUGUGUCCUUGAACUGUGACAACUCUGGUUGCUUGCCUGGGUGGAGAGAUCGGUAAUGGGGGAGCACAGAGUAGAAACCCCUGGCUUCUGAGUGGCCGGAAUGUAGUCUGCUGUACAAAGUUAAGAGUCACAUCUGUCACCCCACUCACUUUUUGACUCUGGGGGUAUGCGGCCCCCAGAAGGUUGCCCACUAAAGCAUAUGGCCCUCAGACUGAAAAGGGUUCCCACCGCUGCAUAACUGGAAUAUUGGAUAGGUGUGUGGCUCUAGGUGCUCAUUCAAGAAGGUUGUACAAUUUGCAUCAGCACUUGCAUAGCUUCCAACCAGCUCACACUUCCUGCACCAUUGGAAAGCUACCAAAAGUUGAUUGGGCAGCAGCAUGGGAAAUGUGAUUUGAGAAUUGGGCAUGUUCUGGGAAUGACCGCUCCCCACAUUAAAUGGGGGGUGACCUUUGCAUGGGCGUGCGCAGCCCCCAGGACCCUAUGCGACACCAUUAGCACAGGCUUGGCUUUGCCUUCCCCAGGUGGGAUACCUGGAGGUCUCCACCUACCUCAGCCCACUUCCCCAAUCCUGCCUGGGGAGGCAUUGCCAAGGUGAUCAGGCCAGGUAGGGGGAAGGACCACCCUACCCACACAAUAGGGGGAGGAUCUUACCUGUCUGUAUUCCCUAAAUGGGGGUGGGGGUGUAGCAAUGACCCACGCCCCCCUUUUCUUUGUAGCAGCGAUACCAGGGUUCCCUGUUAAAGGGGUUGUUUUCAGGGGAGGCUUUGGCCGUACCCCUAGAGGGAGUCAUUGCUCUCCCCUGCGAUGGCGGCAUAAUGGGGCGGGCGCUCUCUGCUUGAAGAUAUGUACUCCAGAGCCAGCCCAUCCCCCACACACUCUGGAUAACCCUGAUGUUCCCCAGAUCCCUGGCGGGGGACUGGGAGGGAUAAACACCCAAUGCCUGAGCCAAGGUCUACCCACAUCUGAAACAUAAUAAAGUUGUAGCCAAUUUUAAUCCCAUAGCACGUUGUCUUGAUUCGUUAUUCCACACAGGGGCUGCCCAGGGUUUGGGGGACCCCGCCUGUCCACGCAAAGAGUAAUGUGAUGCCAUUGGCAUGUUCUGAGUACUAGCAUCCACUCAACCAAAAUUUACAAUUCUACUAGUUGGUUGUGAGGACUGGCACUGUACUUGCUUCCUUUAGUAGCUUUUUACACCAAACUCCUUAAGUCCCAAACUCAGUUUGAAAGUUUGGCAUAUACAUAAGGUAAGAGAAAGUGUCUGCAAAACAGUUGUACCAAUGCUAUUUCUUGCAGGCAUUCACAUUAUAUUACUGUAUCACAGCCAGUGGCAGUAUGAAAAAGUAUACAAUACUUCAAAGGUCAAAACAAGAUAGAAACGGCAAAUGGUGAAGACAACAAGAGGAACUGAUUUCAGCCACUUCAAGUUAAGGAGAAAAAGGGAGAGAAAAGAACAAGAACAAUAUUUAUCUGAUAAUCUGUCUUCCCUGACCCUAGAUUCCAAUAGAUUUAUUAUUUUGCAUUCCAGUCAUUAACCACAGAGAAUACCAUUGUAGUUAAUUGCAUGCAAAAUGUUUUCAUAUAUUUAAUUGCCAUAUUUUGGGUUUUCUGCUUAGACCCAGGAGGUCUGCAUUUCGCUUUCCAUUUAAUGUACAUGUGGUUUCCCCAUCUGUAUUGUCAGAAAGCAAAGUAAUAGCAUCAUGGUGUGCCAUUUGGAUCUCAGAUGAGACAUUUUCCUUUGGAUUUCUGGACUGAGUAAUGCAUGUGCAGUUCUUGUAAGGACAGCACCUCAACUCUUCUCUUUUUUAUUUUUUAUCUCCAUCACAGUGGAACAUUGUAGUUAAAGACUAAUAACAAUUCUCCUUCACUUUGACAUGUUUUUUCCUGUCUUCGCAUGGCAACAUCAUCUCUGUCAACUUGUAUGGACAUUGUUCUGGCAUCGUUUUGUCCUCCCUGGACAAUUAUGCUGAUCUGAUCAUUAUGUUACUUUGACAGCAUUAAGCCCAUUCAAGAGAAAAGGGACUAGCUGGCACCAUCCCAUCUGUGCACAUAUAGCUGAUGCAUAUGGGUAAGAGGGCUGUAGCUUGAAGUCAAAGCCUAGCAACAGUUAGGUGAAUUCUAAUUUCCAGAGGGGUAGCUGUGUAAGUCCACUGCAGCAAAAACAACCAUGUUGAGUCUUGUGGCACCUUAAAGGCUUAACCAAUGUAUUAUGCAAUAAAUUGUUAUGGACUUCAGUCCACUUGGGAUAACACUUCAUACAUCCAAUGAAGUGGACUUUAGUCAAUGAAGAUAUCUGAAAAUUGUUUUCUUCAGUGGAAGACCUAGAUAGUUUAUUUUUGUUUUCCUUCUACUAUUGUGCUUAAGCAUAAGUCCUUCCACAGAUGUUGGAAAUCGGCUUUAAAAUGAAAUCUAUGCUAAGAAUGCAGAUGCUCUUUGUGAUAGGGUCAUGUAUACUGGCCAGAACUUAAGGCACCAUCUGGAUCAAGCUGAAACGCUUUAAAGUGCUAUUGAUUUUAGUGGCAGAGACUUAAAGACCACGUUUAUAUCACCUGUGCUUUCCCAUGCUUAACUCUGAAUAGGCUGCCUCCUUAAUUUUUUAAAAAUAAUAUAUAGUAGGAUCUUUAGUCUUUAGUCAUGCCCUACAUCAGGUUUCCCCAACCUUGGGUCUCCAGGCAUUGUUGGACCACAACCACUGCUAUUCCUGACCAUUGGCUAUGCUGGCUGGUGAUGGUGGAGGUUGUGUAAUAGCUUAUAAAUGCCAAGAUAAGAUGUAAAUGGAAAGUGACAAAGACAGAGUAAGGAACUGUUUUAGUAGCUUCAAGCUAAGAAGUAGAACUAGAGGGGGAAAUGAGAGCAGUGUUUAUUAAUCCAGAGGAAGGCUGCCCUAGAUAAAAACCUAGGUGAGGGCUCGUUGUGGCCACUUGGUGCUAUGAGGAACGCGUGCUGCACAAAUGUUUUGCUCCUCUCAGUUCUUAUAAGACCUACAUCAGAAUGAUACAGGUGUCGGAAUUUAAAGAAAAGUGUUGUUUCUGUUGCGCGGCUCUGCUCUGUAAAACUCAAAAUAAUUCAUAGCCUUUCACCAUCAGAUGCUAGUCCAGUAAAAAAAAAUAAUGCCAGAACAAUUGUCCUGAAGUUUUAUUUGCUCAGAAAAUAGGAAAAGGUCAUUGGUAGCUACUCACUUAUGGUUCUAGAUUCAGGUAGGUAGCCGUGUUGGUCUGACACAGUCGAAAUAUUUUAAAAAAUUAAAAAAUUGUCUAGUAGCACCUUAGAGACCAACUAAGUUUGUUCUUGGUUUAAGCUUAGAAAGUGUGCAUGCACACAAAAUCUUAUAUCAAGAACAAACUCAGUUGGUCUCUAAGGUGCUACUGGACUAUUUUUUAAUUUUUUGUAUAUAUUUAUACUCACUUAUGCUCACCGAAGACAAGAAAAUAAUAUCCCAGGCUGCAUACAUACUAACCCGUUUGUAGCAUUAAAAAUCCAGCUUUUCUCAUUCUGUAAUCAUCUAAAAUGAUUCUAAAUACUGCCUUCCACAAGGGUGGGUGUGGUUACUUGAUAUGCAUUUUAAAACCCUCCCUUUGAUUAUCCAUGCCAUUUCUUCCCUCAGACCCUCCAAGUGUCCUUAUUUUCCAGGGACAGUCCCAGAUUCACAGAAGCUGUCCCGGUUUCUGAUUUGAUCUUGGAAUGUCCCAUUUUUCCUUAGGACAUAUCUAUUUUCGUUGGAGAAAUGUUGGAGGGUAUGGAGUUAUCUGAUUCCCCAAGCCAUUUGAAGGCAGCCCUGUAUAGGGAAGUUUUUUAAUGUUCAAUGUUUUAUUAUGUUUUUACACAAGUUGGAAGGUGCCCAGAGUGGAUGGGGCAACCCAGUCGAAUGGGAGGGGUAUAAAUGGUGGAAUUAUUAUUAUUAUUAUUAUUAUUAUUAUUUAGGACGUCCAUAUUUUCAUUGGAGAAAUGUUGGAGGGUAUGCUUCCUGCACAUGCCCCAGGGGAAUGAAGAAGUGUCCAUCCAUAAUGUCAUUAGGGAGGUGCGAAUACACCUUCCAUUGCUAGGGCAAUUGUUUUCAAAUGUACACACUGCGGGGUAGUGCAAAAUCAAUCUGCAACAAACCUUUGUUGUUGAAUGAAACCAGUUUCUCAAUAAGCACUUGUCUGGGGUAAGAAAUAUGCAAUAGAUCUAGAUUGUGUGUGGACUAUAUAGAAAAAACAAGUGCUUGUUCUCCGUUGAUUCUAGAAUAAAAUGUUGUAUGUAUGCAACUUUAGAGUCCUGAACGGGCAGUGAUGCUUUGUUCCUUUUCCCUAAGGCUUUCUCUGUAUUUCUCCAUUCAGUAUGUCAUACCUUUCAGAGCCAUACCUGUAGAAUGUGAUCUGCAGGAUCAUAAAAUAAUAUUGUUAUUAGCAGUUUGUAAUAGUUAUUAAAGGUAAAGGGACCCCUGACCAUUAGGUCCAGUCACGGAUGACUCUGGGGUUGCGGCGCUCAUUUCGCUUUAUGGGCCGAGGGAGCCAGCAUGACUAAGCCACUUCUGGUGAACCAGAGCUGCGCACGGAAACGCCAUUUACCUUCCCGCCGGAGCAGUACCUAUUUAUCUACUUGCACUUUGACGUGCUUUCAAGCUGCUAGGUUGGCAGGAGCAGGGACCGAGCAACGGGAGCUCACCCCAUUGCGAGGAUUCGAACUGCCAACCCUCUGAUCGGCAAGCUCUAAGCUCUGUGGUUUAACCCACAGCGCCACCCAUGCCCCAUGUAAUGGUUAUUAGCAGGGUUUAAAGAAACACAGUGACAUCUCCAGGCUGUUCCUAUCAAACAGCUGGGGCACUUACAGGAAAUGUGGUAACCAUUAGGUAACUGGCAAAGUGAACAGAGUGCUGGAAAAUUAUCAGGGUAAUUCAAAUGGAUGUUGACGUGCUGGGUGGCAACAAGCCCAGGGCACAAAUAGUGGAAUGACAGGGUGACAACAAAACCAGGGUUUAUUGGAGGGAAGUUAUUUGAUGUUCUUUGAGGCAAAUCCAAAAGAUGUUCCAAAAGGGCCCCUCAGUGCUAAAAGAAGCAGAGAUGUAGUGCAUUUAUAUCACAUAAUGAUAAGUCCAUCCUAUGUUGCCCACAGUAUAUAAAGUACAACAUUCUAGUGAUGACGGAAAAGCUUGUAAUCCAAGUAAUCCAAUAUGGUUAGAUUUAAACCCAUACAAUUCCACUGACCUCCAAGGAGACAAUUUUCCAAUCCUAAUUCUGUUACUUUAAGGUGGGCCACAAUAAUUUCAGUGGGUGUGAUCUGCUCGUCAUUUUUACUAGACUGCCCAUUAGGAAGCAGCUUUGAUUGGUACGAAUACAUGUUAAAAAAGAAGAGGGUGGAAAAUCAUAGAUAUUCAUAGAGAAAUUCUCCAUUGUGUGCAUGGGGAGGGGAUUUGAAACUAUGGGAGUGGCUUGCCUAAGUCAAUUUAUUGACUUCAUAACAGUUUCUAUUUUGCCCAGGCACUUCCUGAUUUAUUUCUGAAUCGUUUAGCCACUAUGUUAUGGUGACUAUUUUACAUGUUUGUUAUCUCAAAGAUCACACUUAUUCAACGACAGCAAGCCAAGAUAGCUGUGGUGUUAAACAAGAAUUUAAUGCAUAAUCCAGAAUUUUGCUGGAACAUCAAAGUAGUAUUACUGUUUCAGCAGAUUAAAGUUACCAGUAAUUGAAUAUAAGUGUGUUUUUAGCUAUAAAACAUAAUCCUUCAUUUCCUGGGAAUGCUGAUAAAAGUUGUGUAGGCUGAAUUUUCCAUGUGGUGGGUUUUUCAUCCUUUGAUCUAAAUUAAUAUGAUGGUUAAAUGUUUGUGUUCCCCAUAUUAGUAGAAACAUGUGGUUGAACUACAGGUAACUUAUCAGAGGUCAGAGAUUAGUUUUUCCUUUUUCCUUUUCCUUUUCUUUGUUUUUCAUUGGUUGGGAUUCUUGUUUGUUUUCUGAUUCUGAGAUUUCCCUCCCGUUCUUUUCAGUUUGUCAGGGCUGAUAUAUUCUCACCACCUCCACCCCAUUCGAAAGAUGGGGUUGGGGGAAUGGGAAAGCUUUGGAUUCAAGUCUUUCCAUAGUCUACCCUCAUCUCUCCUGGCUCACCCCUUUUUUGCUGCUACCAAUAUUGGAGCUCUAAUACAGGAUUGGCAAGUUAAAGGCUGCAGAGGUUUCUGCAGUGGCUAGUAGAGGCCUUUAGAGGUUGGAUCUCCCCUCUGAGGUUGGACUUCCCUCUCCACCCUUGGAGAGACAUCCUACUAAGAACUACAGAAAUGUUCCCUAAUAGUGGUUGUAUCAGGAAUUCAAAUCUACUGUAUUUACUAUUUUCCUGAAUGAUUGUAUAAAGGUGAUUUUCAUAUUUCACUCUUACUCUUCCUUCUGCUAUUUUACUAUCCUCCAUUCCAACUUUUAUUUUCCUCUAGCUGUAACUGCUCCAAACAAAUAUUAUUUAUAUUACUUUUGUACUACAGUAAUAGGACAUUCAUGAGUGGGAGGAUUUCAUUUGACAUUGAUAGUCAGCUCUAAUGAACUAGCAUGCUGAGUAAAUGUCACCAAUCACUUAAGAAGUAUGAAGGAUGUGUAGUCAAGAAUUAUUUAAUGCUGUCCUACCAAGUUGAUUUAUAAAUAUUUGAAACAGAAAUCCCCUUUCAGAUAGCUAUUUUAUCAUCUAUUUUUGGCAGAAAAGAUGGAAGAUUUUGGAAGUUAGCAUUACAAAGUAGAAUAGCUUGGUUAUGUCUCUGCAGCCACAGUCCCGUUUUACUUCUCACCAGUUGUGAUUGGUGGCUGGAAAAAGGUGGACAUGGCCUCAUUUGCUCAUGCAUUGGUUAUAUCCCUGUUGGACUAUUGUGGGAAAGCAAACUGUGGGUUAGAAACUAUCAUUUGUCCAUAUUGUUGCCGAAAAGAUGUGUGUGGAAGCAAAGGGAUCAUCUCAUAUUGCACCCAUCCAACGUCAAUUGUACCAGUUUCAAAUAUGCUUACAGGCUCUACUUAAAAGUUAUUGACCUUUUAAAGACUUGGGUUAUCCAAAAUUCUGCUUACACGCAAAGAAGCCACACCACUUGGGAGCAGGCCAUUAAGGAGUGCUGCAAGUUAUGUAUCCAACUAAAGCUGUUACAAACCUCAAAAGUUUAUCAGCUCAGCUAAGGAGACAAAUUUGUACCCUUGGCAGUUAUAUUUUAAUCUAUAACAGCAGUUACUUCUCAAAUCAGUCUUGGGGACACUUCACACAUUUUGCUGCGUUUAUACUAAAUGUAUUGAUAAGAUGUCUGAGUUCUACUGAACUUGCUCCCAGGUAAGUGUGUAUAGUAUUGUAGCCGAAAGCAACUGUUCAGUAAAUCCGAAAUGUUUCCUAGGAAGCACAUUGCAGUGCACUGAGUUGAGUUUGCUUCUUAGUCACUGUGUUUCAAGCUGACCUGAAAAUACAUAAACUUUCUUUCUUUCUUUCCCUCUUAAUCUUAGUGAUUAGAACUAGCCCCUGCAAAAAGGCAUUGCAGCCAUCUUGCAAAAUUGAUCAGGCUCGUAGUUAGACAAGUCUUCUCCACAGUGUGAAUUGGUCACGGUUGCAUGUACAAUAUACAAAUGUGUAUCUGAAAAUCUUAUUUUGGUACAGAGGGGUGAUCACCAGUAAAGGUGGGCCUGUCAGAGUGCAAAUAUUGCCAGGGCAAGAGAACUACCUUGCAAUCUAUGCCAAUGGAAUCCAGUCUCAAGCACUCGCUAGAUGGUCAUCAUCAUUCUCAGUUUCCAGUAAGUGUGUGUUCAAGUGUUAUUAUUUUGCCAAGUGAGUUUUGAAAGUAUCAGCAUGGAAGAAACUGGCUGGCUCAUUAUUAUUUUUUCUGUUGGUUUUAUUUUCUAUUCUUAAGAGUAGCAAACCACCGUGCUGCUCCUCUUGUGUGAUGUGAUAAAAAAUUUCAGACAAACCUAAUGUACAAAAUCAGCAGGCAUCAAAUGAUGCCUUGUUGAGUCAAGGUUUUUCCUCCAGGGAGCCUCCUAAAUAUUUUAGGCUGCCGUGAAAAAUAUGUGAAGCAUAUGCAACUGUCAAAACAUUGGCUUUUGCUUUGCCUUGAAAAAACUGAUGCCAGGAAUAAUGUACAUAUUAUUCCUGGACAGUUAUGCAACGCAUAACAUGAAUAAUUACUUCAGAACUACCAAAGCAGUAAGUUCUACUCAAUAGGCCGUAGGAUGUGAGAGAUCUUCAUAAAUGCACUCAUUUACAUUUGGUUCCUGAUCUUUAUUUGAGAUGCUGCACUCUGCAUGAUCAUUCUCAGUCUCAGGGCUUUGUGCUUAUUAUAUUUGCUCAUGGGCCACUGAAAAGAUAAUACUUAGUUUACAGAGUCACCAGACUGUAAACUGAGAAACUGGUGCCCUGUUUGCAGUCCAGCUAUGUUUCUGAUGAAACUAGAAGUUGAAAUAUUUUAAGUAAAUUAACAUUCUGUUCUUGUCAGUCACUUGUUUCUCCCUUUCUCUCUCUCUCUCUCUCUCUCUCUCUCUCUCUUUAUGUAUAUUAGUUAACAUUAUUGGCUUCCAUCAGUAAUGACUUACAUCAAAUAAUCAUCAAUAUAAAAACAAAGUGAAAAAACAUUGGGGCAUGCAUCAUCGGUAUGAUAAAAAGUAUUCACAGUAUAGGUAACUGGGGAAAAUAUUCUUGUCAUCUGUAGGGUUUUCCAUUUUACUUUCUGUCUGCCACUGCUCUGGAGUUAGUUUACUUUAGUAUUACGCAAUCUCAUUUUAGGCUGGAGCAUAGGCAGGAAGACUCUUUGCAUCUAAAUGCCUUAAGCUAUUGUACUAGCUCCUAGGAGUCUCCUUCUCAGUGAGAUCUAGUGGCUUGAGGUGUUGACUUUUUGCAGUUUCUUUUAUUAGGUAAAACUGAGCAUGUACAACCUGUUUUACUACAAUGUAAUUUGACAGCAAUGCAGUAAGCUUAAUUUAUUUUUCAAUGUGGUAACAGGACCCCAGAGUGCUGCACUUGAAGCUGUUGGGCGGCCAAUUUCAACAGCACGCCCACCCACAGGUAAGAUGUUUCUUUCAAAAUAUGUUCUUACCGAUCAGGAAUGGCCAAGAAAUAAACUAGUUUCUAUCUAUUCUAUUAUUAUCAUUCAUAUAUAUAUAUAUAUAUAUAUAUAUAUAUAUAUAUAUGUGUGUGUGUGUGUGUGUGUGUGAGAGAGAGAGAGAGAGAGAGAGAGAGAGAGAGAGACCCAGAAGCACAGCACGCAGGGAGAUUUGUUUGUACAGAAGGAUUUUAUGAAUUUUCCAAGACCUGCAAGAGGUGUUCAGGUAGCAAGCUCAUUCCAGGCACAUGGAAAAGGAAAAUAGCUGUUAGCAAAUACCGUAUUUUUUGCUCUAUAAGACGCACUUUUUCCCUCCUAAAAAGUAAGGGGAAAUGUGUGUGCGUUUUAUGGAGUGAAUGCAGGCUGCACAGCUAAGCCAGAAGCCAGAACAGCGAGAGGGAGCGCUGCACAGCGCUCCCUCUUGCUGUUCUGGCUUCUGGCUUAUCUGCGUGAAGCCUCUUCAGGGCACAGGGAACCUUCAUCCCGCUGCCCUGAGGAGGCUUCUCGUGGCUUUCCCUGGCUUUUGCAGGAGGUGGGGGAAGGGACAGAGGGCAGCCCCUCCGUCCCGUCCCCCACCUCCCGGAAAAGCCUGCAAGAGCCGUGCUCCCUUUAAAGAGCCACGCGGAGCGUGUGUGUGGUUCUUGGGGGCUUUUCCCCGAGGAGGGAGAAGGGCAGCCCGUCAGUGAUGGGCUACCCUUCUCCCUCCUCGGGGAAAAGCCUACAAGCACUGCACACACGUUCUAUGCGGCUUGUGAAAGGGAGAGCAGAGCAGAGCCUGGGAUGCAUACAGGCUCUGCUCAGCGCUCCCUUUAAAGAAUAUUUUUUUUCAUGCACUUCCCCUCUAAAAACUAGGUGCGUCUUAUGGUGAGGUGCGUCUUAUGGAGCGAAAAAAUACGGUAAUUUGUAUAUUAUUAUUGGCAAAAUGAACAUAUGUUAUCUUAUUUACUGGUAAUCCCUUUAACGUGUGUGUGUGUGUGUGUUUUUAUUUUUUAUUUUUGAGUUUUCAACAUUAUACAAAACAAAAGAUAAGUCCAGAUAACAAUCUCUGAAACUUGUUAUUAUAACAGUUAACAGUGAGUCUAUCUCUGUCUAUAUCAGAGAUGGGGAGCCCGUGAGAUGUGGUUGGACUGCAGCUCCAGCCAGCAUGGCAAAGUGAUUGAGGAAGUCAUAGUGCAAUGGUAUCUGAUGGGCCACAGGUUUCUUAUCCCUGGCCUAUAUACUCCACACUCUGUGUCUGUGGUCAGCAGCGUGUUUUUUUAAAAUGAUUAAAUAAUAAUGGUGAAAUGAAUCUUCGAAGUAUGUUUUGAAUGUCUGUGCUGAAGGGCCUUUCAUAGCUCUAUUACUAAGAGUACUUACAUGUAUAGAAUUCAUGAUGUUUCCUACCUUCUAGGUAAACGGCCCAAGAAAACAGUUGAGAAAAAAUCUGGGAACAAAGGUAGGUUACCAUUUCACCAUGUCCGAUAAAACAAAUCUCUCAUGUUAAUUUGCCCUUAAGUUAAUCUAACUAUCUUGGGUGUUCACAGACUGUAAAGCGGAUAUUGCUUUUCUGAUUGAUGGAAGCUACAAUAUUGGGCAGCGUAGAUUUAAUUUGCAGAAGAACUUUGUUGGGAAAGUAGCGGUGAUGCUGGGAAUUGGAUCUGAAGGACCGCAUGUGGGAGUUGUACAAGCCAGGUACUAGAAAUAUGUCCUAUUUGGUACAUCGCUCCUUCUUAGGUGCUAUAAUUUAUAACAAUGUGAUUAGCGUGGGCAUGAUCUAACUAAAAAAGACAUUAUUACAGUUAUGCAUUUUCUGUUAUAGUUUGAACUGCCUAUCAAUGCCAUCUGUUCCCUACACGUUAAAUAUUAAAUGGCACCCAUGGAGUAUAUUAGGAGCAUAUUAACAAGUAAAUGAAAAUAAAUAGUAAUGGUAUAGAAAGUGAUGUGUUGACACCAGUCUAGGGCAGCAUUGUGAUUACUGUGUUUAGCCCAUUAGAUCAUGGUGAUAAACCCACACUUGUAUCACUCCCUAGCAUUCGGUUGCCAAAGGCACAUUUUCUCUGGAUGUUCUUGUGAUGCUUUUGGUUAUUUGUACAGCAGGUGUGGGGAACAUUUACUUCUCCAGAUGCUGCUAAACUACAGUUCCCAUAAUCUCCAGCAGGUGUGGCCAAUGGCCAUGGAUGAUGGGAGUUGUAGUUCAGCAACACAUUAAGGGUCAAAUGUUCCCCACACCUCCUAUAUACGCUUGUAGUCAUCAAUAGAUUUAAUCUAUAUAUAGGUAUAUUAGGGUUAUUAGAACACAAGUGGGGAAAGCAUGGUUAGCAUGAUAAGGGACAGAAUAAUAGCUAUUCAGGGAAGGAAAACAGAUAUGCAUUUGCUAAAGCCCUGCCUCACAUUACACCUCACCCCCUCCUAUCUCCCUUUAAGUUUCUUUGAUACAACUCACUGUUUUGUGCAUCCAGAAUACUUUUUUUAAGAUGACGUCUGAAGUUCCCACAGUGCCAGAUUAGCAGCCAGAUAUUAAGCACCACAAGACUGUGGAUAUACAGGGCAUGGAUACCCUCCUUACCAACAAUUCCCCCAAGCUUGAUACACGGUUGGUUUCAUUCGGCUUCUGAAUAAACUGCGCUUACGUUUGAACAUUGGAAACAGAGGAAAUGAGAGUGACCACCCACCACAGACAUGCCAAAACAUGGCUGUUUCUAUAUUGCGACGAUCCAAAGCUUUAAGGUGGUAUAUUUGCUAUAGACACAUCAGUUACCAUCACACUUCCAAAGACUGGGAGUAAAGUUAAGGACAAAAGAUCAGUGGUCCAAUAUAAUGGUUUAAAAUGCACCAAAAAGCCUUAUACCAUCAGACUAUUUGCCCAUCUUUCUGCCUAGCAUUUCCUACUUCUGAGUGGCAGUAGCUUUUCACAAUCUCAAAAAAGGGUCUUUUCCAUUACAUAGGAACAUUGGAAGCUGCCUUAUAUUGAGUCAGAGCAUUGGUCCACCUAGCUCACUGACAGCCAGUUUAUGCUGGCUGUCAGUGGCUUUCCAGGGCUUCAGACAAAGGACAUUUCCAGGGCUACUUGGAGAUGCCAGAGAUUAAACCUGGAAACUUCCACAAGCAAGGUGGAUGCACUGCGACUGAGCUAUGUCCAUCUCCUAUUACCUGCAACUUGGCCCUUUUUAGUUGGAGAUACCAGGGAUCAAACCUGCAUGCAAAACGUCUCCCACUGUAGUCCUCACCCCAAUUUUAAAAACAAUACUUCAGUUUCUUUGGGAUCCUUACAUCUGGUCUUGUGUAAUGGCAAGUUUCCAACGCUGUAACUUUUUUUGGAAAUCACUUCUGGGAGAAAGGGGCUAUAAAUCCUUUUUUUCCCCCUCUAAAAUUUGAACCAUCUGUGAGAUUAAGUAGUGGAGAUUUUAUUUCUGCCACUUCCUUCCUCCCUCCCUCUGUCUCUUUUACUAAAGUAUCAACUCUGCUCUGUCAAUCCACAUUGAUCGUUACUGUGCGAAUGUAAUCCAAAAACAAAUGAUUGUUAACAAUAUAUGUAAAAGAAAAAGGACCAAAAACAUCUGGAACAAUUUACACUGCUUGUUACCAAGCUGAUGAUGAGUUACCCCAUAAACAUCUAAGUCACAAAAGGAUUAUUCAAUUAUAUUUGUGGACUGCACUAGCAGCACAAACAUUUCAUCCAAGAGAAUUAGUGUCAUCUAUGCUCCAAAAAUGAGCAAUUCUUCUGAAAACUUUAGUAGAGCCAAGAAAAGCUUUUUGUGUUGAGUGGCUGACGGUGAUGGAAAAACACAUAGAAGAGAUUAAGGCCGGCAGAGUUUAAACUGAAAAUAGCACUCCUAGAUUUAGUUAAAUUGUAUAUCUGACAUGCAGCCAAUGGAUAUGGUCACUUUGCUUGUGGUGGGAAAAAUACAGAACAAAAAAACCCAGAACAGGUGCUUGGAAACAGUUUAUUGAAGUGAGUCCAAUGCAUUUUGACUGUAAAUCUCUCUUCCGGGGCAGCUGUGAAGACAUCCAUUUAAACAGUAAUUCACAACUAAGCACAAAAAUAUCUCCCAUGGCAAUAAAACAUGAUAAUCUGCAUCUUAUUUUAUCUUCAUGUUUUUUACAGUUUCUUCUGAAGGACACAUAUCCAAAUGCAUUGGGCAAAUGAAUGCAACAGAACCCCGGGGGGGGGGGGAUGAAAUCUGCUUUGGAAAGAGAGGAUUUAGAGUGGGGACAAUUGUGGAGGUGGGGGUGGCGGGCGGCAGCGUGUACUUAAGCCUGAGCAUACCUGCUUUUUUCCACUCCAAUUCAUCACAUCGCAGGAAGAGAGUAAUACGACCAGACCCUUCCCCUCUGCAGCAACCCAGCUGCUUUUUCCUGUGAGAGGUUCUAUUCACCUGUUUACAAGAGAAAACUUGUGUUUGGAAACCCAAGGGGUAAAAAAAAUGUAUUGAAGCGUUUGUGUCAGGCAGGCAGAGGGUCAAGCAUUUCUCUCUCUGUUCUUCCCUCCAAAUAAUCAAUCAUCUGCUUCCCUCUGUCAACAAAAUGCUCUGAUCUCCUUCCAGCUCCUGCAAGGUGGGGGUUUGGGGAAUCAAGCUGAUCAUUCAGGCUUUUUGAGAGUGGACCUUAGAUAUGGUUGCUUCUAUUCAUAGCUAUCAAGUCAAGAAGCUCAUGUCCCCAAAGAAGAGAUAUGCUACGGGUUUUGGUUGUGGGGCAGGGGUUGCUGGAGAGCUAGACACAUCAGCCGCCUUUCAAACAAGAAGAAAAGCAGAUAUAGAAAGAGAAGCUUAAACAUGCUGACUUGGAAAAAGGGUUGCUACACAGCCUACACAACUUCCAGCAGCUCAGAACUUCGUUCUGUGCAAUCAGAAUGUGUUUGGUAUCCAAACACGCCUAAAAAUGUAAAAAGAAAAGAAAACAAUUAUCUAUUUUAAAUUGUAUUUAGAAUCUAGAUAAAGUUAAAUGUGCGGUACAAGUUUAUAAAAUAAAAAAUAUGGCAUAUAUGGCUCCAUUUUCAUAGACCUCAGUGACAUUUUCCGCAAUGCUGUUGUUUGCUCAGUUGUCUUUGUUUCAAUGCUUUGGAAGGAAGACAAGAAGGUCUAUGGUCUACUUCCAUCCACUGGUAGAGCAUGCAAAUGUAGAAGAUUCUGACUGGGCUUAAAAGAGUCGAUUUUCUUCUAACAUAAAUUUGCAAGGCACAGAGAAAGGAGCAGGGUGGAGAUGCAGAAGAUGUGCUCAGAUUUCCCAUUACUUCCCACCCUGCCUAUAACACACAUGGGACAGAGGAGAAACUAAGACAACUAUUAAGCCCUUUUGAGAUUCUUUACAAGCAGGCCCUACAUGCAGCUAGAUCAUGCCUGAAGUGUUUUCACAAGUGAUUUUAUGGUUGCCACCUGGUGCAUACUUACUGUAGAGUAAUUGCCAUUGAACUCAAUGGGAUUGAUUGAGUUAUUAAUAUGUGUGUUGCUUAGAAAGUGAAAGAAAACUGUACAUACCUUUUACUCAAUGUGUGUUUCCGCCUCUAAUUUACAAACCUGGAAAAUGUCAUCACUGAUUAAGUGAUGCUUGUGGAAAUUGCCAAAGAUUGUUCUGAGAUAGGGUGCAGACAUAUCUGAGGACUGCAGCUAUCUUUGUUAAGGAAGCAGUAAUUUACUUGUGUCUAGGAGCACCAGUGGGUCUGAAUCUGACUCUAUAUUGGAGAAGAAACUAACAGAAACAGAUGUAGUAAAAUCAGUUUUGAAAAGAUUCAUAGAUUAAAUAAUGCCACUCAGACUCCAAAGCAUUAAUUUUAGCACUGUUACAUUAUGACCUUGUUCUGUUUGUUUGUUUGUUUGUUUGUUUGUUUGUUUGUUUGUUUUUAAAUAGUGAGCAUCCAAAAACAGAAUUUUACCUGAAAAACUUCACUGCAUCAAAAGAUGUUUUAUUUGCCAUAAAAGAGAUAGGUUUCAAAGGAGGCAAUUCCAAUACAGGUAAGUACAAGCCCAGGCAGGCAAAAGAUAAAAAAUAGUAUUUUCAAAUAAUGAUGUACUGUAUUUGAGAGGAAUUCAAUGUAGCUCUAAGGAGGUGGCUCUGUCAGCACAUUUCUGGUUGUCUGAUGGAACAUUCUCCCCCCUCUUCCCAUUGCAUGCCCAUGAGACCCCUGAACGAAUUUUGGAGGGCAGGAAGAGGAGAGAGAGGAAAGGCCCAUUGCGUGAGCAGAAGUCAUUGUGCAAGCUCCCACUAGUAGCACCAUGCAGUUGAAUCUGGCCCUUUAUCUAGACUAAAGGCAUUCAAGCUAUUUGCACUUAGAAAUGCUGCCUUCUGAAAUAACAACCAAAGUGAUUGACAGCCUUGAACAACAUAUGCUAGAUGAGGGGUGAGGGACCUCAGGCCUGGGGGCUAACUGAUGGGAACUGGAGUCCAACAACAUCUGGAGAGCCACAGGUCCCUCACCCCCGAUAUAGAGAAUCACAACUAAAUCUCUUCUGGAACUGUUUCACACUUGUAUCUAUAAUUCCUGUGUGUGAUCCCUGCAGAAAAGCAUAGGGCUAGAUUCAGCUAACUUGUCCCACUAGCUCAAGGACUUCCGUGAGCACAAUGGAACUUUUCUCCCUCUCUUUCUCCAGCCCCCCACGACCCAAAUUGGUGGGGAAGGGGGCAGGAGAACCCCCAAAAUUGCUUGUGGGGUGAAGAGAGGGGAAAUCAUUCAUUCGGUCAAACAGAAAUAUGUGUGCUGAUGGAUUGUUUGUAAAAGCACAAUGUUGAUAAUUUGUCAUUUAAAAAUAAUGUAUUGAUAACUCUCACGCCUCUUCUGCUAUGAUUUUGUAAUACCAAAACAUUUGUGACCCACCCCUGUCAUCUAAUUUCCUUUUUUUAAAAAAUUCACACUGUCUUUGAUAUAUGGCUCCUUAAGCUGAACACAGGUUGCAGUGGCUCUUUGUCUGAAAAGGGCUAGCCCUCCCCCCCCCCCCAGCAUGUAGGGUGGCUGCCUUACUGCCACACACACUACUUAGGUUUUACAGAUUCUGCAGCACAACUAGGAACGCUCUAAUAAUUUAUGGUAUGUCCCAAUUAUGCAUCUUAACAAACUAUUUCUAUUUACUGUUCUUAAGUUCCUGGUCUGUGAAGUCUAUGUUUUAGACAUCUAAACAGAAUGAGCUGUGCUUUCAAAAGUAGCAAAAAUUGACAAUCUAAAUCGUUUUUCUUUUCUCUCCCCCUCCUGCUGCCUUAUCAGGAAAAGCAUUGAAACACACAGCACAAAGAUUCUUUACUGCUGAAAAUGGGGUACGCAAAGGCAUUCCUAAAGUCAUCGUGGUUUUCAUAGAUGGCUGGCCAUCAGACAAUCUGGAAGAAGCUGGAAUAGUGGCCAGAGAAUUUGGUAUUAAUGUAUUCAUUGUGUCCAUUGCAAAGCCCACACCCGAAGAGCUUGGGAUGGUUCAAGACAUUGGUUUUGUUGAGAAGGUGAGAAAAGGACUUCCUAAAUUUCCCGCCUCUGGGUGGGGCUUCAGUAGAUUUUGGACAAGAUCCCCAACUGAAAAAUUGACAGGUUGUAAUCUACGCUUUUGCUAAGGUAGUGUUAUAAAAGGAAGGCAAUGUCAACUAAAAGCUCUUGAGAGCUGAGAAGUUUAGGGUAAAGUUCAGGAGAUGGUGCAGCUGUGCUCUAGAAAUAACCAUUAGUCAUCACUCAUGCUACAGGGAUCGUUGUCAUAUACAUAAGAAACAUUCUACACAGCAAUCUCAGUAACAAUAGGUAAGCUUGCUGGGGAAGGAAAGCAUUUUCCCAAGUAGUAAAUAUUAUGGGCUAUAUCCAACUCAGAGUAGACUCAUUGAAAUGGAUGAGCCUAAGCUAGUUAUGCCUAUUAAUUUGAAUGACUUUGCUCUAAGUAGAAAUUAAAUUGGAUACAGCCUUGAUUUUGCUUGCCGGUGUAGCAUCACUAGGUUGGGCAUACUUGUGUCUCUAGUGAAUGAAGGCAGGAGUAGCUUUUAUAGGAAAUAGUCUGGUCCCUCUUCAGUUUUUUGCCUCAAUAUCACAUUCUCCUUUGGCUUCUCUUACUCUUUCAUCUUGGCUUAGCAAUUUUAUUCUUCUGUUAUUCCACUCUUUUUACUGUUCUUUCUCAGCAUAAAUACACACACAUACAUACAUACGCACACACACAUACACACGCACACAAUUAUUAGAAUCCAUGGACCCGCUUUUGAGAGGGGGACAAGAGCAGCUCGCCUAGGCCGCCAGGGUUUGCUGCUCAUCUACAAUUGUUUUCUUUCCUUGUUGGGGCAAAACAGUCUAGGGAGCAUUGGAUGGUCCUCCAUAAUGGUGAUUACAGUACACUGAGAUCUACCACCCCACAGGCUUUAAUCAGCCCUUACGAAGACAGCAUCAGCUGGGGUGGAUUCUUGGAGACAAGUCCGGUCAGCACUAGUAAAGGUACUGACCAUUCCCUCCCCACAAUCUGCAUUUACCAGGCAACGUGGAGGGGCUUUCUUAAAUGGGCUGGGCACAAGCAAGGUUCAGUGGAAACCACAUCCAUCCCUGACUUAUUAGUAUUCCUACAGGAAGGUCCUUGACAAAGGUUCAAACCUAAUAUCCAAAAAAACCCCAAGCAGUGGCCAUUUCUUCUAUUCUGGCAUGGCUAGAUAGCCCUGCUCUGACCACUCACCCACUAGCAAACCACUUCCUCCGUUAUACUCCAGUUGUCCAUCAUUUUCCUUUCUGGGAUCUUCACACGGUGUUCUCAGCUCUCCAAUGUCCAACUUUUGAGCCACUGAAACAAGUACUGUUGAAGAUUCUCUCUUUUAAAGUCCUGUUCCUGGUGGCCAUCACCUCAGCCCAGAGAAUCUCUGAGAUCAAUGUCCUGUCGGUGACAAUGUUAGAAAUAUGUAGAGCAGCAACCUGAAUGUCCCUGAGCACAUUCACCAGACACCUUUGCUUCCUCUGAAAUGGCAUUUGGCAGGGGGCGGGCGGCAGCAGGCUCUCCCAUAGUAGUAACUUGUUACAGUUGGGAUCCACCCUAGCUGGGUAAGCUUUUGUACAUCCCAACCCAGUGAUGCUACACUGACAAACGGAAUAGUACCAUAGUACCUACCUGAAGGGUAGAUUUGCUUGUUCAGUGUAGCAACACUGGGGGCCACACCCUGCAACACCUUUUCCCAUCUCUGUUUGCACACUUGGCUUUCAGGUAAUGGUUUGUUGUUGGAAAUAGGUUAACAAUAUCCUGAGCUUCAGUUCCCCACUGUUCAUGCUCAGUGAGUAUGCCGAACUGAAGAGGGGACAGACUUUUUUUUGUAAAAGCUCCUCCUCAGUGAUACAACACUGGGCAAGCAAAUCUACCUUUCAGGUAGGUACAAUGGUUCUUUCUGCUGAAGUAUAGGAAAAUAUGCCCUUUUUAAAAUAGACAGUCUCAAGGGAACAUAUAAGCACCGUGCAUCAAAAACAAACAUUUAAUGCAGUACCUCCCCCCACCAAAGGAAUACGUCAAAAGGGUAUAGGUAAGUAGCUAACAUCCAUUUAUUCAGUAGGAGCCAAAAUCCAUAGCUUUUCUGUUUUGUUUUUUAAACAGGCUGUUUGUCAAAAUAAUGGCUUCUUCUCCUACAACAUACCCACUUGGUUUGGUACUACAAAAUAUGUGAAGCCACUUGUUCAAAAACUCUGUGCUCAUGAACAAAUGUUGUGCAGCAAGACAUGCUACAACUCAGUCAACAUAGCUUUCCUGAUAGAUGGCUCCAGCAGCGUUGGAGAUAGCAACUUCCGUCUCAUGCUUGAAUUUAUCAGCAAUGUUGCCAAAUCAUUUGAGAUCACAGAUAUUGGUGCCAAAAUUGCAGCAGUUCAGUUCACCUACGACCAGCGCACUGAGUUCAGCUUUACAGACUACGUCACAAAAGAGAGGGUUCUUUCUGCCGUCCGAGGAAUCCGUUACAUGAGUGGUGGCACAGCUACUGGAGAGGCCAUUACCUAUACAACCAGAAAUGUUUUUGGACCUGUGAGAGAUGGGGCCAACAAAAAUUUCCUGGUGAUUUUGACUGAUGGCCAGUCUUAUGAUGAUGUCCGAGGACCUGCUGUUUCUGCUCACAAAGCAGGUAAAAUGAUUGUCACUGUCUGUGCUCAUACAAGUUACGUCUGGUGUGGUGAGUGUGGCUGCUUUUGAAGCUAAUGAUCUGAACAGCUGUGAAAGAUAAUUCAUAGCUGUUCAUUGCUAUGUAUAUUAGAACUCAUUAGGUUGUGUCUGACUAGGUCAUACUUGGUGGACUGAAGCUAGACUUGAUUAACAACUCUACAGAUGUCAGUGGGUCUACUCCAUCUAUGAUUUAGUCAGAUACCAUCCAUUACUUUGGGAUACCCAUCCUGGGUUUAACAGAGAUUCCCACUACAUUCUGGACCAACUUGCCUCAUUACAUGCUGUUGUGCAAGCCAUUUUACAAAAUCUGCUCUCUGUAUUCCUGUGAAAUUGAAGCAGCACUAUGGGCAGCAAUGGGCAGGUCCUAUAACCUCUUUAUAGCUACAAAAUAGGAUAAUGACACAGGCCUCACUUUUAUUUAUUUAUUUAAGGAAGACUCAAUAAACCAUUGUCAUGUCUGCUUGAGGCUUAAACCAGCCUUUCUUUUUUGCAGGUAUUACCACCUUCUCCAUUGGCAUUGCUUGGGCACCACUGGAAGACUUAAAAGAUAUGGCAUCUGAACCAAGGGAGACACACACCUUUUUCACAAGAGAGUUUAUGGGACUGGAGCAGCUUGUUCCUGAUGUUGUUAGAGGCAUUUGCAGAGAUUUCUUGGACUCCAAACAGUAAAUGGAAGGCUGCAGGAGAUGACUCUAAAUCACGUCAGGAAUGCCAAGGAGGUCUCUCUAGGGUAUAGAUGUUCUGUUAUUCUAGCACACAAAGGGCUACUCUUCUGCUUUCUUUAGGCAGAUCUUGUACGGAAGUCAGUGGAAGUUUUGUUUGAAUAAACAGUAAGCGGAGAAGUUAGCCCAAAGCUGCCAUUACAUAUGUAUAUUUAAUAUUUCUCAGUUAAAGUUUAAAGUGAUGCAGAUCUUAUAGUUAAGGUUACUUGAUAUUCAUGUUAUGUAUAUAGAGAAAAUACACAGCUGCUCCUGGCAUUAAAUGCUGAAUAUAAUCUCAGAUACAUUCUAUCAAGUGUAAAAAAGAUUGCUUUAGAAUACUAUCAACUGUGGUGAAAGGAAUAUUUUGCUGAGUACAUAGCUAUCAGCGCUGCAUUUGCAUAGCACAGACUAGUGCUUAGAAUGUCUUGUAUGCAUCCUGAUAGACGGUUCAUGUACAGCAAUUAGUUUCUUAAAAAACUAUUUGACUACUCCAGAGCACAAAUAAAAGCUGUUUAAAAUCUGGCUAAGUUUGGAUUUAAAACAAAACAAAAACAACAUAUACACACAAACCUUGGUCAUGUGCAUCUCCAAAGAUUUGGUACUGUAUGUAUGAAUAAUUACUUGCUUAAAAAAAAUAAAAAGCAUUGAGUUCUCACUUCCUUAAUUGCCUGGAAUGCAAUGAAAGUAUUAAGAAGAAAAAUGUUUUAAGGGGCAACUUUCAGCUUUUAUCUGAAUUAAUUCAAUUGUUGUCAGUGGGACUGAAUUCAUUUAAAUCCAGUUAUACCAGAUUAAAAGACCCAUGAAUUGGGCUGUAAACUGCCUACCCACCAUCAACUGCAGAACUGUUUGCCCCGCAACAAGUUGUUUUGUUUGUAAACAUUAUAAGCAAUUAUGAAAGGUACAGAAGGGAUCAUAUUUAACUGGCUUUUAGUCAUAAUUUAUGAUUGUCAAUAGCAUAAAUAUAAGUGGCAACAAUGCCUAGUAUUUUUCUACUUUAUUACCUAGGUAUUUCAACACAGGUGUUGUUUUUUUAGUAUGUGGGAGGGGAAAAUAUGCACUUUUCUCAGAUUACUAUUUUAUUCAUAGCUUUAAAACUGUUUGAUAUGGAAAAUACACAUACCUUACAUGACAGCUGUUCUCCACACUAUGGUUUGUUUGUUUUUUUAUAAAACUCCCAAUAGUAUGCUAUAAUUCAAUAAAGC
Messenger RNA from Podarcis lilfordi (Lilford's wall lizard), 32520 nucleotides. Lineage: Eukaryota; Metazoa; Chordata; Lepidosauria; Squamata; Lacertidae. The record is from the annotation of a GenBank genome assembly.